UCUGAAAGCCAAUCGAGAGGAAUAAUUGGAUAAAAGUUACAAGUAUUUGAGCACGCCUUAAAGCAAGUUGUGACAAUUAAUUUUGCGGAAAUAACGUUAAACAAUCAACAAUAGUAUAAUCUCUAAAUUUGCGUAAUUCAAACUCGUUAUCGCUGUAUAAAUAUUCGCACGAUAUUAGCGAAUUAAAAACGAAUGCACCUACGCAAGUGGUAUGUUCCUAUAUGCUAACUUAUCGCAGUGCAAACUCUCGUAAGAAAACAUCGCGAUAAUUGAAACGGCGGCGCCGAUCAAGAGAGAGAUCAAGAAGAUUUCAUUGGAGUAAUUAAAAAAAGUUAAUGCUUUUUACUAUGACGGUGGCAGAACAAAUAAAUAUCGAGCAAUCUGAUAUAACCUUUCACAAUCUUCUCAAACAUAUAAAUGACAUAAAUAAGUGGAAAAAUUAGAUUGAUUGUGUGACAAUCGAGUCUUUCUUUCUGAACGCAAACGAAUAAGAUAACGUAAUAAAAAUAAUUUUAAAAAAGUGUUCGGUCUGUGUGCGAGAUAAAAAUGUGUGACUGUUCGCAAAAGCGAGACGACAAGACCGUUGAGAAAGUCGGUCUGGAAACUGUGACUCUUUUUUCGAAGUGUCCUGCACCGUAUCGUCCUGGAAGAGAUAUCCUUGAGCAUACAGUUUCCAUUGGCUCCGAUCGGAUGCCGAUUGAUUCCAUUCAAUUCACCAGCAAUGCCACAACAAGCGAUUCAACAAAAACUUCGUUGACAGAUGUGGAAUCGUCUAGCGAAUCUAGCAGGACGUACAAGUUUGUUUAUCCCACAAAAGACAAUUAUUCUGGUGAAGAAGAAAGCUUUAAAUUAUCACGGGUCUGCGUGGAGACUGACAAAAUUAAGGAGAUCGUGGAAGAGGAACUAGAUAUCGAAUAUACAUUGGCCAUAAUAAAGCCGGAAGCGGUGGUCUACAGAAAGGAAAUCGAGCGUCAAAUAUAUGCGGAGGGAUUCGAGAUUUGUCAGACUCGUUGGCUACAGUUGACACCCGAACAAGUUGCCGAGUUCUACAACAACCGCUUCGGCGAACUGUGUUUUCCUCAUCUGGUGGCAUACAUGUCCUCGGGACCCAUCAUAGUGUUUGUAUUAGCAAAGGAGAACGCCAUUGAUGAAUGGAAGAGGCUCAUGGGACCGACCACGGUGACCGAAGCGCGUUUAUAUUUUCCUGACAGCAUCCGAGCGAGAUAUGGUCGCAAAGGAGAUGACUUAAAGAACGCUGUCCAUGGCAGCUGCGGUCGCGAACAGGCUGAGAAAGAAAUCCACUUUUUCUUCCCUGAUUUCAUAAUUGAACCCUGGCUAAGAGACGAAAGGGCUGAAGACUAUUUGUGGGAGACUGUCAAUCCGGUUCUCGUCGAAGGCCUGACAUUGGUAAAACAAUUUUUGCCAAAAAAAUUUACGAUUUAUUUUGCGGACCAUUUUUUUAUUAUCCUUCGAUUGAUUUUACAGUGUUGCAAACACAGACCGGCCGAUCCUGUAUUGUGGUUGGCGCAUUGGCUGAUCCUGAACAACCCUAAUAAGCCUAAACUACCGGAAGAUCUCGCCUUAAUUCCUACAUAAUUCUCUUCAAAUUAUCUCGUUAACCUGUUUUACACUUUAACACGGAACACCCGCCGUCUUACCCACUAGAUCUAUUUCCUUCGAAGUUUCGUGACGACAUGAUGGCAUCCUUUUCUCUUUCUUCUCCUUUUUAGUAUCUGUCGCGGUCUGCGGAAUGUACCUCGAAACAUAAAACAGAAUUUUGCAAAGUUUUGCCGUGUAAAAUAAAACUUGCGCUGCUGAGUUUUCAUUUUUUCAUCUCAUCUUUCAUUUGUAAUCAGAUUUGAAAGGAUAUCUUCAAUAUUCAUGAAAGUUAUUUAACGCUAGUCUAUAAUUUUUAAAAAUUUUCUGUUUGUUUAAUUUUUAAUUAAUUUUAUUCCGUCUGUCCCUCGAUUCAGUCAAAACAUUGAGAGAAUAGAAGUGAAGACAAUAAAGUGUACUACUCGCACAGCGCACAUUAA
Molecule: messenger RNA, 2036 nt
Organism: Solenopsis invicta (red fire ant)
Lineage: Eukaryota; Metazoa; Arthropoda; Insecta; Hymenoptera; Formicidae
Product: nucleoside diphosphate kinase homolog 5
Exons: 4
Coding region: 547-1596 (349 amino acids)
Biological process (GO): CTP biosynthetic process; GTP biosynthetic process; UTP biosynthetic process
Molecular function (GO): nucleoside diphosphate kinase activity
Source: RefSeq, a predicted model, not a curated record